Trifolium pratense (red clover) is the source of this 3613-nucleotide messenger RNA. Its product is annotated as autophagy-related protein 18g-like. Gene Ontology annotation, molecular function: protein binding. The transcript has 9 exons. Gene Ontology annotation, biological process: response to starvation; autophagy. Gene Ontology annotation, cellular component: cytoplasm. The coding region runs from base 303 to 3200 and encodes 965 amino acids. Lineage: Eukaryota; Viridiplantae; Streptophyta; Magnoliopsida; Fabales; Fabaceae. The record is from RefSeq and is a predicted model, not a curated record.
AUUAGAAACAAGAUAAAAUAAAUAAAUAUAUUUAAAAAAUGAAAAUAAAAAAGAAAAUUGAAAGAAAGAAAAAAAUAGAGAAAGAAGAGAAGAAAAAGAAAAGAAGAAAAACUAUAGAGUCAGAACAUAACGACUGACAUCAACGAUGAACACGAUAAAGAAGCCGAAGUCUUAGCAACUCACUCAAACUAUGAUUCUUCCGUAACGUCGUCGUUUCAAUUCCCAAUAAUAAUAAUAAUUCAAACCUUCUUCUUCAAUGGUUUAUUAAUAUUAACAAUAACUUCAACAACGAAACGAUCAUCAUGAAGAAAGGUAAAGGUAAAAACAACGGUUUAUUACCGAGUUCGUUAAGAAUCAUCUCUUCUUGUCUUAAAACUGUUUCCACCAAUGCUUGCACCGUCGCUUCCACCGUCCGUUCCGCCGGCGCCUCCGUCGCUUCUUCCAUUACCUCUUCUACUUCCGAUGAUCACAAAGAUCAGGUUACUUGGGCUGGUUUUGAUAAACUAGAGCUUGAUCAGAGAAUUUGUAAGCGUGUUCUGUUACUUGGUUAUUUGAAUGGAUUUCAAGUACUUGAUGUUGAAGAUGCAUCUGGAUUUAGUGAGCUGGUUUCGAGGCGCGACGGACCGGUUUCUUUUUUACAGAUGCAGCCUUUUCCUGUAGGUGUAGAUUCUGAUGGUAAGGAGGGGUUUAGAAAAUCGCAUCCUAUGCUGUUGGUUGUUGCUGGGGCUGGGGAUAGGGAUAGAGAUGAUGGUUGUGUUGGACAAAAUGGUAGUAAUUUAGGUAAUAAGGUGGAGACUCAAUCUGGGAAUGGUGUUAAUUCUGCUACGGCUGUUCGGUUUUAUUCGUUCAAGUCUCAUUCUUAUGUUCAUGUUUUGAGGUUUCGAUCUGUCGUGUGUAUGAUUAGGUGUUGUUCCAAGGUUGUAGCUGUUGGUCUUGCCACACAAAUAUACUGCUUUGAUGCAUUGACUCUUGAGAAUAAGUUCAGUGUUCUCACCUAUCCAGUUCCUCAGUUAGCGGGACAAGGAACAAUAGGUGUAAAUGUGGGUUAUGGUCCAAUGGCUGUAGGUCCUAGGUGGCUAGCAUAUGCUUCCAACAACCCACUGCCCUCAAAAGUUGGAUGCAUAAGCCCACAAAAUCUGAGUCCUUCUCCAGGAGUUAGUCCGUCAACAUCUCCAAGCGGCAGUACUUUGGUGGCUCGUUAUGCAAUGGAGUCCAGUAAACAUUUGGCUGCUGGUAUAUACAAAUACUGUCAAGAGUUUCUUCCUGAUGGUUCUAGUGCUCCAGUACCAUCGCAUUCCGGAUUGAAAGCUAGUAGGGUUACGGGAAAUGAUAUGGACAAUGCUGGAAUGGUAAUCAUUAAGGAUUUUGUUUCCAGAGCCAUCAUCUCACAAUUUAAAGCUCACUCUAGUCCUAUAUCUGCUCUAUGUUUUGAUCCUAGUGGGACACUUCUGGUCACUGCAUCAGUCUAUGGAAAUAAUAUUAAUAUCUUCCGGAUAAUGCCAUCUUCUGCACGCAAGGGUUCAGGGGUUUCAAGCUGUGACUGGAGCGCAACUCAGGCGCAUCUUUAUAGACUUCAUCGUGGAAUAACACCAGCUAUGAUCCAGGACAUUUGUUUUAGUCAUUUUAGCCAGUGGGUUGCAAUUGUCUCUUCAAAGGGGACUUGCCAUCUUUUUGUUUUGUCACCUUUUGGAGGCGAUACUGGUUUCCAAAUUAUCAGUUCCAAGGGGGAAGAGCCCGCCUUACUUCCUGUUUUGUCUCGGCCUUGGUGGUCUACUUCAUCUUCCAUUUCUCACCAGCAAUCUUUGCCUCCCCCAGCACCUGUUGUCCUUUCUGUUGUUAGCCGAAUAAAGUAUAGCAGUUUUGGAUGGCUUAAUACCAUUCAAAAUUCUACUGCAAAUGUGUCAGGAAAAGUUUUUGUUCCAUCUGGUGCUAUUGCUGCGAUAUUUCAUAAUUCCAUGUCUCACUCGCAGCCUCUUGCUAAGUCAAAAAUGAAAUCCUUAGAGCACUUGUUGGUAUAUACACCAUCGGGGCAUAUAGUUCAACACAAGCUUUUUCCAUCUGUUGGUCCAGAACCAAAUGAAAGUGGUCCGGGAACCCAGUCAGCUUCAGCCCUGCAUAUGCAGGAGGAUGAGUUCAGAGUGAAAGUUGAACCUAUUCAAUGGUGGGAUGUAUGCAGAAGGUUAGAAUGGCCAGAAAAAGGGGAUCCUUGCAGCAAUACCUUUGACAGACAAGAUGGUACUGGUAGAGUUCAAGAGAGAAUGUAUUCUGCUGAUGGCUAUGGAUUUAAUUUUUUAAAUAUAAGUGAUGGUGUUGGGGAACAGACAGUAAAACCCGCUACAGGGAAGCCCCAUGAGAGAUCUCACUGGUAUAUAUCUAAUGCGGAGGUUCAAGUAAAUUUUGGAAGGAUUCCAAUAUGGGAAAAUUCUAAGAUUUGCUUCUACUCAAUGAAUUCUGGGAGAACUGUUUUUGAUGCUGGUGGUGAGUCUGAAAUUGAAAAGAUCUCUGCCCAUGAAGUUGAAAUAAGACGCAAGGAGUUGUUGCCCGUCUUUGACCAUUUUCAGAGCAUCAGACCAAGCUGGAAUGAGAGAAACCUUCCAGAAGGAAAAUAUGUGGGCCUCACAUCUCCUGUUCUGCAUGGGACUGAAGACAAGCAAACUGCUGACAUGACCGUUAUUUGUCACUCAAAACCAGCAUCACUGAGCUCCACUGAAAGCUCUGAUGGAGGUUCAUCAAGAAGGAUUGAAAAUUUGCUUGACCUGGAUCACGUUUCUUCUUGCCAAAUACUUGGUGAGAUCUACCUGGAAAGAAGGGAGACAAUCAAUGUUGAGCCUUCUCAGCAAAACAAGAUUGUGCUAGAAAAUUUGUCUCCAUCUGGAAGCUUGAAGCAUGUGGAUUCUUCAUAUGACCAUUGUCUAAGUGGCAGUCCAUUACCACAAGGGAGAAAGAUAAACUCUAACGGAAGGGAUAGUGUAGAAGGUGUUGGGAUCAAUUUUUCGGAAGUGGCCUCCGUAAUGCAAAAUGUUGGGCAUUCUUUUCCAGAUGGCCACUGCAAAACACUUGUGCGUGAUGGAAGUAAUGUGUUAACUGAAGAAGUAACUGAUGAUGUUGACAGCAGCAGCAGCAGCCACCAUGAAAGAGAACAACCAGAAGAUGAGCAGAAUGAUGAAAUAUUUGGUGGCCUUUUUGCCUUUUCGGAGUAAGGUUGAUUACCACAGAUAAAGUGGAUGUCUCGGAAUCAAAAGAAUCAUCUCAUUUUCUAUUACCCUGAAGUCUCAGUAAGAAAAUGCAAAAAGCAAUGUACAUGUUUGUGAAUAAGAAAUUGCACUGAGCAACACAAUUAUGCUGAUCUUUUGCUCAAUUGUCCCUCCCAGUCUGUCCCUCACCCCCCUGUACAUUGCUGUAUAUGCGCAUCCAAAUAUUCUUUGAUGGCUUUGUCAACGAUGGGAGCUAUUAGUAUAUGUGUGGGUUUGCAGUGAGUCCUACUGUCUUAAGCUUAACUUUUAUCAAGCUUGCAUGUAAAUAUGAAUGAGCAUGGAUUUUGUGUAAUGUAUAUAUUUUUUAUUAAUUCUGGAAUUCGUCCAUGAGAAUAAAGGAACAAUUUCUUUCCUCAAAA